Molecule: messenger RNA, 2169 nt
Organism: Cladophialophora yegresii CBS 114405
Lineage: Eukaryota; Fungi; Ascomycota; Eurotiomycetes; Chaetothyriales; Herpotrichiellaceae
Exons: 2
Coding region: 1-2169 (722 amino acids)
Biological process (GO): mRNA processing
Cellular component (GO): nucleus
Molecular function (GO): RNA binding
Source: RefSeq, a predicted model, not a curated record
AUGGCUUACAAGCGAUCACGGCAGGCCUUCGAGGCUGAUUUGCAGAAGCAAGCGUCGCCCUUCGUCCUUUACGGCACACCUCUGCCACCUUUAGAUGAACACACGCGUGAUGACGGCUCAUUUGUUCCAGUAUGGAAGCAAGAGGUUACAGACGAACGAGGGCGAAAACGCUUGCACGGCGCCUUCACGGGAGGCUUCAACGCCGGAUAUUAUAACACUGUAGGUUCUAAGGAAGGUUGGGCACCUUCCGCCUUUGUCUCGUCGCGGCAGAACCGUACGAAAGAUGCCCAGAAGGCUCUCCAGCAGAGGCCGGAAGAUUUCAUGGACGAGGAAGACAUUCGCGAGGCAGAAGAGUCGCGCACACUGGAUGCAUCCACAGAGUUCGCAGGAUUUGGUACAGAGCACGAUAGUGUGCGCAAAAUUGCCGCCAUUGACAUCUUCCGACCAUCUGGUGAGACGGUCGGCUCGAGGUUGUUGAAGAGAAUGGGAUGGAGGGAAGGAAACGGCAUCGGGCCCCGAGUUCGAAGAGCAGCAAAAUUGGGUGAUAAUGAAGAUGGCGAGGAGACCGGAGAAACCCAUCUAUUUGCACCAGACGAUGUACAAGUGAUCUCUUUCACCCGAAAAACAGACCAUAAAGGCCUGGGCUACGAAGGAGAACUGCAAGAGAAAGAAGACUCGAGAAAUGGCAAAUCCAGAACUCGCAAAUCUGCACCUACUGGACAUUCCUCAGAUGAAGACACCGCCGGUCCGCUCCUUGGUGCCCGGAAGAAGCCGCCCUCAGUAUCGAAGAGAACUGGGUUCGGUGUUGGCGGUCUAAACGAUGACGGUUCUGAGGACGAGGAUCCGUACUCGAUGGGGCCAAGGAUAUCUUAUAACAAAACCAUCGGCGGCGAUAAGAAGAUCAGGACAAGACCAAAACCUAUGGCAAGCUCUGCCAACCCUCUCGUCACUACUAAGCCGACUUUUAUCUCAAAGAAGCUCGCCAAUCUGAAGGGAACCUUAAGAAAAUGCCACGAUGGCCGACUGCCCCCAGAUGGAUUCGUGCUCGCAGAUGAGCUCGAUUCAUUUGGCACGAUGAGCCUGCAGGAUGACAAGUACAUACCACCGGAAGUACCAGCGGCAUGGAAAUCAUCGCUUUCGCCAGACAUGGAGACAGACACAAAGUCAGAUUUCGUUUCAACAAGUGAGGCAGCCAAAGCUUCCCAUCUGACUGCGAAGGCACGAGCAUCACUCCUGGGUGAAUCGCAACUUCCAGGCAAAUCAGUCUUUGACUUCUUGACACUCGCAGCCCGUGAUCGACUGGUCGCGGCAUCGGGGCGUCAGAACCUUCCAGCAGCUGGCAACGAGUCUGCUCCAACUGGUCAUGAAUCCUCAAAAUCAGCGACAGAGAAGCUGCAGGACCUCGUACCUAAACUCGACCAUCAAGUGGCUCAGCAAGCUCUCCAACGCGGGAUGAGUGGCUGGAUGCCAUAUGCCGAAGACGAGAACAAAAGAUCUAGGUAUCGAAUGUACCUUGAAAUCCAAGCUGGGUUGAGGCCGACAGGGCAUCUACCGCCCCGCGCCGAGCACAUGAGACAAGACGACUGGGUCCUCGAAAUGCAGGAAUUUGCUAGGGCAGCAGAGGUCUUCAAGCCGAUCAGCGGACAGAUGGCAAGCCGCUUCACCUCUUCCACCUCUCUCCCACAAGGCCAGGGCGACACAUCAAGCGAGGCCCACGCGGCCUCGCUAUUGAGCAAAGCCAAAGCCAAGCCCGAAGACCCAGCAGAAGCCGCCGCCAAACUUGGAAUGUUUGGUCCCAUGACACGGUCCGUCAGCAACUUCUAUCCGUCGAGACUGCUAUGCAAGAGGUUCGGUGUCUCUAUGCCGACGCAUACGGCGUCUGGGGAUGGUGACGCCGGGCCUGCGAAAAAACGUGCAGAUGGCCCCCCCAAGCCAGAAUCUGCCACAACACGAUUUCGAUCUUUUGCAUCUGCCGGAUACCAGCAUGACGAGACGUCUGAGGUCAAUAGAUCCACUGCAGAAGUGCUAAUCGGUCAACAGCCAAUUCCCCCCACCAGGAAGGAAGAGCUCGAGGACAUGGACGCCGAGAGAAACGAGGCUCAGGAGCAGCAGAGACCUGGCCAAGCCAUUUUCAAAGCUAUCUUUGGUAGUGACGAUGAGGACGACUAA